Messenger RNA from Closterium sp. Naga37s-1, 5292 nucleotides. The record is from the annotation of a GenBank genome assembly. NCBI's taxonomy places the organism in Eukaryota, Viridiplantae, Streptophyta, Zygnematophyceae, Desmidiales, Closteriaceae.
AUGGGACGAUGGUAUGAUGAUAUGAUGGUAUGGUGCGAUGUUGUUGCUCAACCAUGCAUCAGGGACAUGUACGGGUUCGCGGUGCAGCCACAGUACGUGGACGUCUACAAGGCCUACGUUCCCGUCUACCAUGACGAGGAGACAGAGCGGUCGGAUAGGUGGGACUCGUUCCUCGGCGCGCGCGACCUGCCGUUCCUUCCGCCUUCCCCUGCGCCGACCCCCGCGCCUGCAGCAGAAGCGCCCUCUGGCGAAGGCGCGGAAGAGGGGGGCGGGGAGGGGAGGUUCCGCUCAGGGUUCAGGGAGGAGUUGUGGGCUGUCGAGCGGGUUCUGAGGGGUGCUGCUGCUGCAGGUGCGGGGAACUCAGGGAGUUCAGGAGAUGGAGGGAGGGGUGAAAGGGAUUUUGGAGAGAGAGGAGGAGAGCGAGUAGGAGAGGGCAGCGGGGAGGGCAGCGGAGCCGGCAGUGGAGAAACGGGAGGAGAGGAGCGAGGAAGAGGAGGGGGAGUGGGAGGUGGAGGGGGAGGAGGUAAGGGAGGAGGAAGCGGAGCAGGCAAGGGAGUGGGAGGGAGCGUGGUGACUGAAGAGGCAUGGAGGGCGGAGCUGACUUCCCUAGUGAUGGGGGGCAUACCCAUGAACAUGCGCGGGGAGAUGUGGCAAAUCUUUGUGGGGGGCGGGGCGAGGAGGCAGGCGGGCGUGUAUGAGGCGCUGCUGAGGGAUGCGGGCAGGGAGGAGGAGCACAGGCCCAACAGCAGCCUGGCGGAGAUCACAGCGCGGAUCCAUGAGAGGGACGCCGAGGUGGCGUGCACCGUGCAGAUUGAAAAGGACCUGCCGCGCACCUUCCCCGGGCACCCUGCUCUGGACGCCAAGGGGCGGGACGCUCUGAGGCGGCUGCUGGUGGCGUAUUCGCGGCGCAACCGCGCUCUGGGGUACUGCCAGGGCAUGAACUUCCUGGCUGGGCUGCUGCUGCUGCUCAUGCCCGAGGAAAACGCCUUCUGGACGCUGACGGCGAUAGUGGACGAGCUGUUCCGAGGGUACUACUCUGACGAGAUGGUUGAAGCACAGGUGGACCAGCUCGUGUUUGAGGACCUUGUUCGCCAGAACUUCCCCAGGCUGGCGGAGCACAUGGACACAAUGGGGGUGCAGAUCUCAUGGAUCACAGGGCCCUGGUUCCUCUCCGUCUUCGUCAACGUGCUUCCCUGGGAGAGCGUGCUGCGAGUGUGGGACGUCAUCCUAUACGAGCGCAAUCGCAGCAUGCUCUUCCGCACGUGCCUCGCCCUCCUUGACAUGCACUUGUGGGACGUCAUUUAUAAGCGCAAUUGCAGCAUGCUCUUCCGCACAUGCCUUGCCCUCCUCGACAUGCACUGUACUUCCUUACUACUCCAUCCCUUCCGCUCAUGUUCUCCCUCCCUUUCCUGCCCAGCCACGCUGCUCCUGUCGAUGCAGGAGACGGGCGACAUGAUGUCAGCGCUGCAGUCCAUGGCAGCAUCCACCUUCGACAGCACGCAGCUCGUGCUCUCCGCGUGUGUGGGCUACAUGGACGUCAACGAAGCCAUGCUGGAGGUAUGUGCUUCCUGUUGGUCCCAGCACGCCAAGCACCGCCCCACCAUGAUGCAUCGAGUGGAUGAGGGCUGGGAGGAUCUGUGCACGAAGCACCGCCCAACGAUAACUCAUCGGGUGGACGAGCGGUGGGAGGUGCUCAAGCGCCGGGUUGCAGCAAUUCCUGUGAAUGCUCUCAAAUCAUUCUCCCCUCCCACAUGCCCUUCCCCCUUUCAGGAUCUGCGCACCAAGCACCGCCCCACCAUAAUGCACCGGGUGGACGAGCGGGGGGAAGUGCUCAAACGCUGCCUUGGAGUAAAACAUGCCUUCCAUCCCCUUCCCUCCCUUUCCCCACCCACCGCUUCCCCUUUUCAGGAUCUGCGCACCAAGCAUCGUCCCACGAUAAUGCACCGGGUGGACGAGCGGCGGGAGGUGCUCAAGCGCUGCCGCAAUACACGCACUGCCAAGAUCCACGCCGAGGCCCUGGCCGUUCUGCAGAGGCUCGCACCGCACAGCACCGCACUCGGCUCCCCUCUCGGCCCGUCCUCCUCCCACGCCUCCCCGCUGUCGAUCCCUUCAUCGUUUGACGACUCAGUUCUGCCCUCCCCCUCGCCUGCUGCUAGACUGGGGAGACUCAGGGCUUUUGGGGAUGAAGGGGAGAGGAGGAGGGAGGGGAGGGAGAAGAAGGGGAGGAAGGAGGGACGAGCAGGAGGUAAAGGGGAAGGGAGAAGGGCAGGAGGAGGCGCAGGGGGGAGGGUAAGCAGUGUUGGUACUGAGAGUGCUACUAACGAGAACGGAGAUGGUGACACUAGUGGGGGGGAUUUGGGGCCAAGAGGAGACGCGUCCCCAUCCUCCUCUGCCUUCUCCUCCCCGUCCUUCACUCCCCCAGACUCCCCUCUUGCAAGCUUCAAGCUCCCUAGUCACUGUCCCCCACCCGUCUCCUUCCCUCCACACACGCUCCUGCAUCCCCUCCCUCCUCCCCUCCCUCUCACUCGCUCCUCCUCCCUCUCGCGCCUCUCCCCACCUGCUGCUCCAUCCUUCCUCAUCUGCCCUGUGCAACCGCUGCAGUUCCCUUCACACGCUCCUUCCCACCCUAACGAAUCAACCGUAGCUAGUGCCAAAGCUGGCGCCGAACCUGGCGCCGAACUGACAGCAGCUGGUUCGGCAGAGGCUUGGACUCAGCUGGCCCUGCCAGCCUCGGUGGUCGAGGCUCUGGAUUCGAUGCUGGGAGGAGGAGCGAUGGAGGUGGGGAGAGAGAGGGGGAGAGAGAGGGGAAGGGAGGGUGAAGGGACAGCAGCAGAUGGUGAGAGGGACACUGAAAUGGACCCGUGGGGUAGUGCCAGGUGGCAGGAGCUCAUUGGUCCGCCUCGCCCACAUGGUCAUGCUCAUGGCUCUCCUUCAGUUGCUUUGGAGGGGGAUGGGUUGUUUCAGGACGGUGAGGGUACAGGGAAGGAGAAGGGGAGGAGGGGCGAGAGGAGUGGUGGGAAGGAGAAGGGAGAGAAGGAGCGGGAGGGCAAGAGGGAGAAGGUGCGGGAGAAAAGGCAUGAGGGGGAGGGGAGCAGGAAGGAGAAGGGGAGAGUGAAGGAGGAAAGGGGUAUUGAUUCAAAGGGAAGUAGCGGUGCUGGUGGUUCGGCGUCAGACUCGUUACAGUCACAUUUCCGACAAUCACAGUCACUUUCUGGACAUCAGCCCAGUGUUGGAAGGGGGGCGGAUAGUAGCGGUAAAGGGGCGAGCAAUAAGGGGGAUGGCAGGGAGUGGAGAGCGGCUGGAGGGAGAGGCAGGGGCAUUCGACCACACAGCUUAAACGAGAGGCGAAGCCCUGGGUUGGGCAUGGGCACAGGCAUGGGCAUGGGCACAGGCAUGGGAGUGGGUGUGGGUGGUGGAGCGGAGGGGUACCCCCCUCCGCACCACCAUACGGACAGGGCAGGUCAUGCUGCUCCGAUUCGGGAGUCCAGAAGUCAUGCUGCUGCCACAUACAGUGGCGCUGGUUCUGGUGGCAGUAUUGGUGGUGCUGGUGGUGGUGGUGGUGGUGCUGGUGGUGGCGGUGUUGGUGGUGGUGGCAGUGGUGGUGGAGAGGCAAGGGUGCAUGGGAGGAUAGGCAGGACGAGCAGUGCAGAUGUGUGGAGAGUGGCGGAGAGGGGUGCUGGUGGUGGUGGGAGAGGAGGGGGUGGAGAGGAGCAGGAGGAACGGAGGGAUGGGGAGGGGUUGGGAGGAGUGGAGGGGGGGAAGGGUGGUGGGGAGAGCAGAGGAGGGCGGCAUGUGCGGGUUGAAGUGGCUACAGAGUUGCAAGCACAGGUGGCGUGGCUCAAGGAGCAGCUGGUGUUUGCACUGGAGGCGAGAGAUGAAGCCAUCCUCAGGGCGGAGGCACUGCAAGCAGCCAUGGUGGAGAUGGGGCAGUCCACCACCAACCAGGCGCUCGCUGCUAAGAUGGAUGAGCUGGAGAACGAACUCAUUGUGGCGCGCAGGCAAAUCGAAGCCCACAGGAGGGAGAUAGCGCAGCAGCAGAGGGCCAUGGAAGCGCAGCAGGAAGCGUCCACUCGAUUGCUGUUGGAACAACAAGAAGAAGCGGCACGCGCGCUGGUGGAGGCGGUGAGGGGCAAGGACGCGGAGAUGGAGAGGGAGGUGGGGGCGCUGCUGGGCGCGCUGAGUGGCAAGGAGGAGCGCAUGAGGGGCGAGAUUGAGGAGCUACAGGACAAGGUGGAGGAGAGAGAUGCGGAGAUUGGGCGGCUUGCUAGGAGGCUGGAGCGAGCAGCCAAGGACAUGGAGGACAUUAUAGCGGCCAAUGCACAGCAGGUGGAGACGCAGAAGAACGUCAUUGAGAUGCUCGCGGAGAGCAGUCGGGACGCGCGGCAGAAGCUAGCAGCCAUGGAGGAGAGGGCGGUGGCAGCAGAGAGGAUGGUGGAAACCUUCAUGGAAGCUUCCUCCCUGGAGGAGGUCCAAUUGAUGGUGGAUGACAUGCCAGCUGUGUCUCCCGGGUCUCUUGACACGUCACCUUCUGUAUUCGCUGACGUCAGCAUGAGAAGCAGCCAGGCCAGUGUGACUAGCAGCAGCAGAGUUGCCACGUCAGACGCUGAGCUGGAGAGAAUGACAGCGGCGGCACUUGCGAUUGGGAGCGGUAACAGAGCGCAGUUCCCCAUCCCCUCGCAGUACGACGGCUUGGUGUACGGUGCUGACGUCAGCGAGCGACAGCCGGUUCUGCUGGAGGCCUUCUUGGAUCUGACGUGUCCGUCCUGCCAGAGCGCGUGGCCCGUGUUGCGCCACGUGGCGAAGUUCUACGGGACGAAGCAGCUCCGAUUUGUCGUUCAUCUGUUUUCUAACGCCUUCCAUCACAACUCCUACUUCGCCUCGCAGGCCACCAACGCCGUCGCCGCCAUCAACGGCUCGCUCGCGUUCGAUUGGAUCGACGCCGUCAUCGACGCGCAGGACGACCUAUCGCUGAGCGUCACGUGGCAAAAGACGCCCGAGCAGGUCGCGGCGCAGCUGGCGCGGCUCGCGUCGGAGCGCCUCGGGAUUGACGAGGAGAGAUUCAAGGGGUCGUUUUUGGAUGCGGAGGUUGAAUGGCGCACUCGACUCGCGUUCAAGUACGGGUGCUCGAGAGCAGUGGUGGGAACACCAACCUACCUGGUGAACGGAGUGGCAGUGCCAAUCGCUGCAGCCGAGUGGACCAUCUACGACUGGCGCGCCCUCCUCGACCCCCUCGUGGACUCGCCCGCCCUGCCAUCACACCCUCACUCUCCUCGGAAGCUGGCGCUCGAGUGA